GGCCAACAACAGACACUGCAAGCCCCCAUCAUUGUACAGGAAAUACAUUCUAUUAUUGCUGCACUACCGACCGGGAAAUUGCCGGGACUGGAUGGGCUCUCAAAUCAGUAUUACAAGACCUAUUCCAGAACAUUAGGGCCCCACUUACAAAAUUCCUUCCAGGCGAUGCUGCCAGCAGGAGCUGCACUGUCGGAAAUGCUGAUGGCACACAUCGCAACACUCCCAAAACCAGGCAAACUCCCCAACCGGGCCCAAAACCUGAGACCCAUAUCGUUAUUGAAUACAGACAUAUUAGCAGACAUAAUGCUGACCAUUGUAUACGACGACCAG
This is a messenger RNA of Pelobates cultripes (western spadefoot toad), 330 nucleotides long. The record is from the annotation of a GenBank genome assembly. Lineage: Eukaryota; Metazoa; Chordata; Amphibia; Anura; Pelobatidae.